Cordyceps fumosorosea ARSEF 2679 is the source of this 759-nucleotide messenger RNA. RefSeq names its product Concanavalin A-like lectin/glucanase. Gene Ontology annotation, molecular function: glutamic-type endopeptidase activity. The transcript is spliced from 4 exons. The coding region runs from base 1 to 759 and encodes 252 amino acids. NCBI's taxonomy places the organism in Eukaryota, Fungi, Ascomycota, Sordariomycetes, Hypocreales, Cordycipitaceae. Gene Ontology annotation, biological process: proteolysis. The record is from RefSeq and is a predicted model, not a curated record.
AUGAUCUUCGCCGUCAUCCUUUCCGCCUUGGCAGCUGUGACUGCUUCCCCAGCGGGAGAAAUUGCAACGCCAACCGUUUCCCCGGCGGGAGGACUUGCAACGCGUUCUUUGGAGGCACGAACGACGUAUGUGCCCGGCUGGUGUGGCCAGGUUCUCAACGGCUCCUCUUUCAAUGAAGUCGGAGCUACCUGGACAGUGCCCACGUCUUCGCCAAGGUCAUCCCAGAAUCGAACCUACGCCUAUCAGUGGGUUGGCAUUGACGGUGGUUUGGACCAGAAUUGCCUGACUCUCCUGCAGGCCGGGACUUAUUACAAGCUGGACGACGGUCCUGGUACCUACGGAUUCUGGUACGAAUUUUUGCCGGCCGAUCCCGUCCUUUUGGAUAGCCCUACUGAAGUGAAACCAGGAGACGAAGUCUUCGUCAAGGUCACUGCCACGUCGAACACCGCUGGCACUGCGUACAUGGAAAAUAAAACGACUGGAAAGAGCUUCAGUGUUGAUAUGAAGGCUCCCAAGGGCUCUCGGCUUUGCCAGUCUUAUGUCGAAUGGAUCCAGGAGAAUCCCGACAUGAAGUACGACACUAUGGCACCGUUUUCAGAAUUUAGCUUCUACAAUGCCUACGCGAGCGACACCAACGGAAACAGUUACAACUUGAAAAACUCAGAGGACUGGGUUAUGAAGAUCGGAGACAGCACCCUGUGCUACCCAUCCAACCUGACUGACACUUCUGUCACUAUUAAGUAUAGCGGUCCCGUGUAA